GUGCCAGGACUUCAAGCUUGGAGGGUUUCAGGAACACAUGGGCACAGAAAGAUUGUUUCCAACUUUUAAAAACUACAUUGGAAGCUGAGCAGUGGUGGUUCACACCUUUAAUCUCAGAACUCAGGAGGCAGAGACAAGCAGAUCUCUGUGAGUUCAAGGCCAGUCUAAUCUACAGAGCAAGUUCUAGGACAGGUAGGGCUACACAGAGAAAUCCUAUGUCAAAAAACAACAGAUAAAACAAUGAUAAAAAUUACAUUGGAUAUUUUAGGUAAGGGGCCUAGACUAAGAUGUCUAAAAUUAUAUGUAGGCUUUUUAUUUAAUUUAUGUGAGAUGCCUAAAAUUAUCAGUUGCUUGGGUCCUGACUACACUGGUCACUGGUGCAUGACUACAAGUCUUGAGAUUUUUUUUUUCUUUACUGGAUCAGUCCAGUCUGUCUGCUCCUACUGGCUCUGACUGGACAGGCGCCACCAUGCUAACCAAGUAGGUCCUUACCCAGGUGUGCUCCUUCCCCUCAGCCUCCAGUGGGCCUCGUUUCCAUUCCCAUUCUCUCACAGUCCUUAGAACCCAUUUUCUUCAGAUCCCAGGCCAGAAGACACCAAGAGUCUGUUUGCCUCUCUCUCCAGACUUCUCUGUCCCCACCAGGUGUCAUUUUGUCCACAUUGUCCCUAGACAGUUAUUAUAAGAUGGCAUCUCUUGCUGGAGAUGAUUGCUUAUACCUGUAAUUCAGGAACUCAGGGUCCGAGGCAAGAGGGUUGCCCAUGAGUUCAAGGCCAGCCUGCUGACAAAGUGAGACCCUAUCUCGAAUGAAUGAAUGAAUGAAUGAAAGAAAGAAAGAAAGAAAGAAAGAAAGAAAGAAAGAAAGAAAGAAAGAAAAGAAAAAGGAGGGAAAAAGAGAAAGCAGGAGAUGGGGGGAGGGGAGACGACAAAAAGCUGUUUUUCCUUUUGUGACUCCAGAGCUGGAAAGCCUUCCCAGCUCCAUAGUGUCUGUACCUGUCUUGUGCUUUGGGGUGUCCUUCAUGUGGCCAUUCUGCCUGCAUGCCAGCCUACAGCUCUCCCUGCUUACCCAGAAUGGGACUCCUGCCUUCUCCAUACUGUAAGCUACUUUCUGGACUCUAUAGAUUUGUCUAGAUGAUGUCGCAACCACAGAGAAAGAGCUGGACACUGUGGAAGUGCUGAAGGCAAUUCAGAAAGCCAAAGAUGUCAAGUCCAAACUGAGCAACACAGAAAAGAAGGCUGGUGAGGACUUCCGGCUCCCGCCUGCACCCUGCAUCAGACCCGGCGGCUCCCCUCCUGCAGCUCCCGCCUCAGCCUCCCUGCCUCAGCCGAUCCUCUCCAACCAAGGCAUCCUCGGAGAUGAGUGAGUGAACCAGGUGGCAUGAGCGUGGCUGCCGGCCUGGCCCCGACGGAAGAGGGGCAGGUAUGCCGUCCCAAGUGGAGCUGAGGCUCGGGACACAGGAAAGAACGCCACCCGCCCAGGCUCCUGGAGACGCAGAACUUGGUGUGAGGUCUUGGGAAACUAGUUUGGCCCUAGGUUUUAAGAGCCAGAAAUAUAUUUCUACUCCUUAAUCUGGUGACCCCACUGGAGGAAACUUCUCUAGAGAGGGCUAAGAUACUGAGGAAAGGGAAGUUCUCCCCACUAGCAGCACCAAACUGUGGUAUGCACACCAGAAGGGCAGUGAAAGGCAGCUACGUCCCAGAACCCUCUACAACAGUCCUGUGAGGGAGAGAGGACUGAGCUGCAAAAAACACAGCGCUUGGCUUAUGUUGCGGCAAAAGCCCAGAGCACCACAGCCUGAAGUCACAGCUGUGAUGUACAGAAGAGAAAUCAUGAAAGCAGAACGGUAGAGCUAGGUGACAGCACAUUUACCCAUUAGCUUUGUCAAACUUUUGACGAAAGUUUUGAUUUUUUUUUUUCCAUAAAAGAGGAAGAAAGUUUGAGUCUGUGAGGAAGUUUCCCUGACCUCUCUUCAGCUCCCCACAGUAUUGAUACCACAUAGAAAGCAUGCAGCCAUAGACUUCUGGGGACAGGGCAGUCGGUCCAGGACGAAGCCUGUUCUACCAUUUGUUAAAUCAGUGCGUGUGUGUGUGUGUGUGAGUGCAUGGGUGCUGUGUGCAUGCAUGGAUGCAUGGGUGCUGUGUGCAUGCAUGAACAAGCAAGUGAAGAGCAAGUUGGCCAAGAGCAGGUCCUGGCUAGGCAGGAGGAAUGGGUGUCUCCUCCAGGCCACAGCUGCCAGCAGCCACUGUACCUUGUGGUAUUGAAGUCUCUGCAGCAGCCUGGGGCAAGCCUCAUCUACCCCUUCCUUGCUGCCCUUUUACCCCUGGGUGCUUUGUAGUCUGCCCUUCCCCUGCCCCCAAGUCAUUGGGCACUGAGAGAUGUUGUCCCAUAUCUACACCUCUUGUAAAUAAAACUACAGUGGAUGUCUGUGUGUGCACAUCUUUUUCCUUUGGGCGAGAAAUGACAAAGGUCAGACCCCUGUCUGAGGACUCCUGGUGUCCCCUAUCCCAUCUGCUGAGUGGCCCUUUCUAACCACUUGUUUGUACAGGCCAUGGUCCAGGAAGGAAGUGGACAGAUUGUCCUGUCUGCAUUUCCUCAUGCCCAAACAAGGCUGGGGGUGGGGGAUGGGGGUAGUGGCAAGAAAAUACUGAUUUUUUUUUCUUCCCUCACAAAUGUGAGGCACCCACAUGUAUGUGUGUUUGGCCAUGUGUUACUGGAGCUGGCCUGGGUGCACAGGGAUUUUUCUGUGUGAGAACAGUGUUACUCACCUACCCUGGCCACUCAAGGCCUGCCUGAGGUGGGUGCUGCUGGGGAACCCCAGUCCUCUGGUCAUCUCAGCUGUGAGAGCAGUGGAAGAUUGACAGGGUCAGUGUCCAAAGUGCCAAAGUUCAUUGCCCAGCCCUGUCUGGGGGCUGAGAGAAGGCUGUGCUGUAGACGUGAUUAGACACAGGCAGCUGAGUUCCUGGCCCUGAGAUCCUAAGCAACUUGUAGCCUCUUGGAAGCUGUUUUCUCAACCACAGAGUGGAUACAUCCUAACUUCAUCGAUUCUAAGAUGCACACAUUCCACCCUGUGACUUCUCUGAAAUUGAGAUGCGUCUUUCAGUCAGUGGCGUCCCCUAGUUGCUGUCAGCCAGCUGGUAAUCGUGAUGGAGCCGUGGGAAUACCUUCUGUGGACAUCGGCUAUGACCAGGAUGGCACCUUAUCCACACACCUUAGAUUUGAUGAAAUGUGGUAAAUAACGAGAGGUGCGCGUGAGCUGAUGGUGGGGAAGCGCUUGGCACUGCCGAGGCUAAGCAGGAUUAGUCGGUAGGGGCUGCUUCCUGUAGCCUGAGUUGGGGUUUCAGGACAGUCCCUCCAAGAACAUGGAGCUACUUGGGGACAUAAGGCUUUGUGCCUAUGGAAGAACGAGGUAGAACAGUUUGGGAAUACUUUUAGGACUGCAGCAGAGUGGUAUCAAAGAUGAAUCUUGAAAGCUGGGUUGGGUUAAGACAUUUCAGCAGCAAGGGCGAGUGACAUCCGCAGAGCCUGGGACGCUUCAUGCAUGUCUGUGCUUACCGCCUUCCUGCCCCGCAGCCUCUGCCGCUUCGUGGGGUAUCUGGGCUUGAGCAGAGAACCUGCACCUUGGGAGUUGUCCUGUUGUAGGUAGCAGUCCAGCUGAAUGGGAUAUCUGGGGGGCUCUUGGGAGUACAGUCAUUUAAUUGGGCCAUGGUGGCUGUUGAGUAACAAAGCCAGUCUGUGGAGGGAUGGCUCUUCUAGACCAGCUAGCAGCAAUUUGAAACGCGUUGGUUGUUGUUUUUGCUGUUUGUUGUUGUUUUUAAAGUCAGGGGUUGGGGUUGGGGAAGAGCUUCCCCUUUAACCAGUGGCAAACUGGAAUGCAGUAAUGGCUCCAGACGGGCUAUUCAUAAAAUCCCUUAGUGUAGCGUAAAUAACCAGUGCAUUUUAAGGAAAGUAGGCAGUAGUACAGGGCAGCCAGCAGGGCACCCUGGGAAAGCAGCCCUGUGGAUUCAAUACUAGCUGUGCUCAGCACUGAAGGAAUCAAAUCUGCAAAGCCAGGCUUCCUGGCGAAGGGGCCUGUACUUGGAACUUGUGAGCCCUGCAGAGAUACCAGAUGAGAACACAGGGUCACUUGUAGCCCUUUCUUUGGACAGUGUUCCAAUAUGCCCAAAGCUAUCGAUAAAUAAAUCACCACAGUGCUUUUCUGACAGGUAGACCAGCCUGUCCCCAGUACCCACCUCUUCCUAGUUAGGCUGGGCCAGGCUGUGUGGUCUAACCUUGCCACAGUAAGAGAAAAAGUAGUCUCCUGUUUCAGUUUGUCUUUCUUUGUGCAAGCGUUGUUUUCUGUGUUAUCCCUGUUGGUCCUUCUUCUGUGGAAUGUCUGUUCACAGUCUUUACAUUCUCUUACAGUUCUCAAGCAGCUUGCUUUGAGAACUAUAAGAGCUUGUAAUCUGUAAGAGCUCCUUAUAGAUUGGCAUAUAGAUCUUUGUUUAUAUUGCAGACACUUUGUUCUCUGUGCAUUUUCCUGUCUUUGGAAUGUACCUCUGGAGGUUUGGUCUUUAUGGCUCCCUCCCUGCUUGUAGCCUCUCCCUACCGCACACUAGAGAGCAGCCACUGGGCCCAUCCAAGGGCAAAGCAUCUUACUGAGGAGUUACUCAAUUACUGCCUCUCCUUUUUGUGACCCAUAUGAUGAUUUGGGGUCUGGCUAGUGCCUGGCCGUACCCUGAGCCCAAGGCCUAGCCUCUUCUUGAACAGCUGCUCUCCCUGCCCACCCCAUCUCUGCCCACCCCGUCUCUGCAGGUAUCAUGUUUGUACAGGAAGAGGCCCUGGCCAGCAGCCUCUCAUCCACGGAUAGUCUGCCACCCGAGGACCACCGGCCCAUUGCCCGAGCCUGCUCUGACUCCUUGGAAUCUAUCCCUGCAGGACAGGUGGCCUCUGAUGAUCUGAGGGAUGUGCCAGGAGCUGUUGGCGGCGUGAGCCCAGAUCAUGCAGAGCCAGAGGUUCAGGUGGUGCCUGGGUCCGGCCAGAUCAUCUUCCUGCCCUUCACUUGCAUUGGCUACACAGCCACCAACCAGGACUUUAUCCAGCGCCUCAGCACACUGAUCCGCCAGGCCAUUGAACGGCAACUCCCUGCCUGGAUUGAGGCUGCCAACCAGCGCGAGGAAGCCCAUGGUGAGCAGGGCGAGGAGGAAGAAGAGGAAGAGGAAGAGGAGGAUGUUGCUGAGAACCGCUACUUUGAAAUGGGACCCCCAGACGCAGAGGAAGAGGAGGGGAGUGGCCAGGGAGAAGAGGAUGAGGAAGACGAGGACGAGGAGGCGGAGGAGGAGCGCCUGGCUCUGGAGUGGGCCCUGGGCGCCGAUGAGGACUUCCUGCUGGAGCACAUCCGCAUCCUCAAGGUGCUCUGGUGCUUCCUGAUCCACGUGCAAGGCAGCAUCCGCCAGUUCGCUGCCUGCCUUGUGCUCACUGACUUCGGCAUCGCAGUCUUUGAGAUCCCACACCAAGAGUCAAGAGGCAGCAGCCAGCACAUCCUCUCAUCCCUGCGUUUUGUCUUCUGCUUCCCACAUGGCGACCUCACGGAGUUUGGCUUCCUCAUGCCCGAGCUGUGUCUGGUGCUCAAGGUGCGGCACAGUGAGAACACGCUCUUCAUCAUCUCGGAUGCUGCCAACUUACACGAGUUCCAUGCUGAUCUACGCUCCUGCUUUGCACCGCAGCACAUGGCCAUGCUGUGCAGCCCCAUCCUCUACGGCAGCCACACCACCCUGCAGGAGUUCUUGCGCCAGCUGCUCACCUUCUACAAGGUGGCCGGGGGCUCUCAGGAGCGCAGCCAGGGCUGCUUCCCUGUCUACCUGGUCUACAGUGACAAGCGCAUGGUCCAGACCCCUGCCGGGGACUAUUCAGGCAAUAUCGAAUGGGCCAGCUGCACGCUGUGCUCGGCGGUGCGGCGCUCCUGCUGCGCGCCCUCGGAGGCCGUCAAGUCCGCUGCCAUCCCCUACUGGCUGCUGCUCACAUCCCAGCAUCUCAACGUCAUCAAGGCCGACUUCAACCCCAUGCCCAAUCGAGGCACCCACAACUGCCGCAACCGCAACAGCUUCAAGCUUAGCCGCGUCCCGCUCUCUACCGUGCUGCUAGACCCCACUCGCAGCUGCACCCAGCCACGGGGUGCCUUCGCUGAUGGCCAUGUGCUCGAGCUGCUCGUGGGCUACCGCUUCGUUACCGCCAUCUUUGUGCUGCCCCACGAGAAAUUCCACUUCCUGCGAGUCUACAAUCAGCUACGCGCCUCACUGCAGGACCUGAAGACUGUGGUCAUCUCCAAGAAUCCUUCAGCUAAGCCAAGAAAUCAGCCUGCCAAGAGCAGGGCCAGUGCUGAGCAGCGGCUACAGGAGACCCCAGCAGACGCUCCGGCUCCAGCUGCAGUCCCACCAACAGCUUCAGCUCCAGCCCCCGCAGAGGCCUUGGCUCCAGAUCUGGCUCCUGUACAGGCCCCAGGAGAGGACCGAGGUCUAACUUCAGCAGAGGCUCCAGCCGCAGCAGAGGCUCCAGCCGCAGCAGAGGCUCCAGCCGCAGCAGAGGCUCCAGCCGCAGCAGAGGCUCCAGCCGCAGCAGAGGCUCCAGCCGCAGCAGAGGCUCCGGCCCCAGCAGAGGCUCCAGCCGCAGCAGAGGCUCCGGCCGCAGCAGAGGCUCCAGCUGCAGCAGAGGCUCCAGCCGCAGCAGAGGCUCCAGCUUCAGCAGAGGCUCCAGCUCCAAACCAGGCUCCUGCUCCAGCAAGGGGUCCCGCUCCAGCAAGGGGUCCCGCUCCAGCAGGGGGUCCCGCUCCAGCAGAGGCCCUGGCACAAGCAGAAGUCCCUGCCCAGUACCCAAGUGAGCGCCUAAUCCAGUCCACAUCUGAAGAGAAUCAGAUCCCUUCUCACUUGCCAGUAUGCCCAUCACUCCAGCACAUUGCCCGUCUUCGGGGGAGAGCCAUCAUUGACCUCUUCCACAACAGCAUUGCUGAGGUUGAAAAUGAGGAGCUGAGGCACCUCCUGUGGUCAUCAGUGGUGUUCUACCAGACCCCGGGGCUAGAAGUGACCGCCUGUGUGCUGCUCUCUAGCAAGGCUGUGUACUUCAUACUGCAUGAUGGUCUCCGCCGCUACUUCUCUGAACCACUGCAGGAUUUCUGGCACCAGAAAAACACCGACUAUAACAACAGUCCUUUCCACGUCUCUCAGUGCUUUGUGUUGAAACUCAGUGACCUGCAGUCAGUCAACGUCGGCCUUUUCGACCAGUACUUCCGGCUGACGGGCUCCUCCCCGACGCAGGUGGUCACGUGCUUGACUCGCGACAGCUACCUGACGCACUGCUUCCUCCAGCAUCUGAUGCUUGUGCUGUCCUCCCUGGAGCGCACACCCUCGCCUGAGCCUGUUGACAAGGACUUCUACUCAGAAUUUGGGGACAAGAAUACAGGGAAAAUGGAGAACUAUGAGCUGAUCCAUUCCAGCCGCGUCAAGUUCACCUACCCCAGUGAGGAAGAGGUUGGGGACCUGACCUAUAUUGUCGCACAGAAGAUGGCUGAUCCUGCAAAGAAUCCAGCCCUCAGCAUCUUACUGUACAUCCAGGCCUUCCAGGUGGUCACACCACACCUUGGGCGGGGCAGGGGCCCACUGCGCCCUAAGACGCUGCUCCUGACCAGCGCCGAGAUCUUCCUCCUGGAUGAGGACUACAUCCACUAUCCAUUGCCUGAAUUUGCCAAAGAGCCACCGCAGAGGGACAGAUACCGGCUAGACGAUGGCCGCCGGGUCCGGGAUUUGGACCGGGUGCUCAUGGGCUACUAUCCCUACCCACAGGCCCUCACUCUUGUUUUUGAUGACACACAGGGUCACGACCUCAUGGGGAGUGUCACCCUGGACCACUUUGGGGAGAUGCCAGGUGGUCCUGGCAGGGUUGGCCAGGGCCGAGAGGUACAGUGGCAGGUGUUUGUCCCCAGUGCCGAGAGCCGAGAAAAGCUCAUCUCACUGCUCGCACGACAGUGGGAAGCUCUUUGUGGCAGGGAGCUGCCUGUGGAGCUCACUGGCUAGUGCACGCCAUAGCAGCCCUGGCCUCCUGCCAUGCCCAGCCUAGCCUGGUGCCCGUGAAGGCAGGGAAGCGGCCUUCUGCGUUCUUUUUAAGGUCUUUCUCCUCUCCCUUGGUUCCUACAUUGAUUGCCCGUGGCCCCCACACAUGUGACCAGCUCCCACAGAGACUGUGAACAUGUGUGAUCAGUUAAUCCUAACGCUGGGAAGACAUAUGCCAGCCCCACCAGAGCGUCCUUGUGCUGUUAGCGUCCCUUGUGUCGCCUGCCUCUGAAGUGGCAUGGUCAGACGCGCCAGCAUUGUUUUGUCUGUGAUUGAUGCUGUUGUUAGCGUGGCGCUGUGGACCUGAUAACCCCCACGUCCUUUUCUGAAGUGUUAAGUCCAGUCCUUCGUUGCUGUUUGCUGUCAUUGUGGGCGUGCCGCUGCUAAUUACAAAGCUGGUAGCAGAGUACACAGGCAAGCUCCCACGUUGUGGGCUUUUCCAAAAUGGAGGCCUCCUCAAGUCCAGAGCAGAGGAGGCCCUAUGGGGAGUUCCCAGGUCAUGGGUCCAAGAGGAGCCAGUACAGGGGACCUAGAGCUGCCAGCACCAAGUAUAAUUCCUGUUGCCUACGUUCUCUAUUCUAAUAAAAUGGAGUUUGACACAA
Molecule: messenger RNA, 8678 nt
Organism: Mus musculus (house mouse)
Lineage: Eukaryota; Metazoa; Chordata; Mammalia; Rodentia; Muridae
Gene: Nisch
Product: nischarin
Exons: 10
Coding region: 4795-8040 (1081 amino acids)
Cellular component (GO): plasma membrane; cytosol; recycling endosome
Molecular function (GO): integrin binding; identical protein binding; phosphatidylinositol binding
Source: RefSeq, a predicted model, not a curated record